This is a messenger RNA of Symbiodinium natans, 771 nucleotides long. NCBI's taxonomy places the organism in Eukaryota, Dinophyceae, Suessiales, Symbiodiniaceae. The record is from the annotation of a GenBank genome assembly.
AUGGCAGGCAUCUUGAGAGGCGUGGUGCCGUAUGUCUGUGGUGGUAAGCCAACGCUUCAAGGAUCUGUUACGGAGCACCAGACUGAACAAGGAGUAUGGUACUUCUUGUAUACACCUCCCAGGCCAUCAACAUCAAUUCUGUACCACUUGCAUGGUGCUGGCGAGAUUUUUGCAUUCGUUCGGAAGGAGGUCUACUGGACAGCCGCCGCCUUGGAACAAGCUGGCAAGUCUGUUCACAUUGUCGCUCCGCAUGACGUCACCAAGUUUGGAAUGUGGGCAGAUGGGAAGAAGGUUCGGAUGGCCACCAGCGUCAUGAAUGAUGUCAUGCCCCAUGCCGAAAGAGGUCUGGUGAUCGAGAAGCGAUGCAUUCAAGGAUUCAGCAUGGGUGGAUUUGGGGCAGCCCUGCUUGGCCUGCGCCGGCCGGACCUUUUUUCCGGCAUCGUGAGUUGGGAUGGUGCUCUUCACAGCUGGGAGACGCUUACUCGCAACCGGGCCUUCAUCGCCAGGGAUCAAUUCGACAACUCAGAAGCCAUGUUUGAUGAGAACUCGCCAUGGAAAGCUGCUGAGGCGUGCCCCAACAAAAACAUGCCCGUUCUCAUUCUGGUGGGGAGCAUGCCAGCCACGCUCGAGUACGGGCGCAGAUUCCACAAGCAUUUGGAAGAUUCUGGAAUGCAACAGAUAACGUUGGUCGAGACAGGCCUGAUUCACUCUUUGCAGCCAUUUCUUGCGGCACAUGGCCAGCAGGCCACUCGAUUCCUUUUUGGGGACUAG